Quercus lobata is the source of this 1034-nucleotide messenger RNA. RefSeq names its product VQ motif-containing protein. Gene Ontology annotation, cellular component: nucleus. The record is from RefSeq and is a predicted model, not a curated record. NCBI's taxonomy places the organism in Eukaryota, Viridiplantae, Streptophyta, Magnoliopsida, Fagales, Fagaceae. Bases 172 to 819 code for a protein of 215 amino acids. The transcript has a single exon.
UUGUUUCAACAAAUUCCAUACAAUUAGGAGCAAACUUACCCCAAAACAAGAAAGAUUAAAUAAUAAUAAAAACUCUCUCUAAUUCCAUGUUAUUUCCAACCUUCUUGUUGAUUUGUUGAAGCUAUUUUAUAUUGUUUUAAGGUCAUUAGCCUAGAAGUGUUCUUCCAAACCAUGAGUCCUACACAAUUCCAUGCAAAGAAGGACGUCACCAACAAUGCCUUGUGCCCACCUCCCUUGAAGGUCAAUAAGGACUCUCAUUUCAUCAAGAAAUCAUCGGGGUCGGUGUCCUCAUCCUCGUCGACCUCCUCCCUUGUUAACAGCGUGGCGGGGACCGCCAAGCCGCAGCAGCGCCAUCCGGUCAUAAUCUACACACAUUCCCCGAAGGUCAUCCACACACACCCUAGGGACUUCAUGGCAUUGGUGCAAAAGCUCACGGGGCAAUCGCGGUCCGAGGAACAUGACACGGCUCGACAGAAAUCUGAAUCUGGUGGCAAUGCUUCAACCUCGUCCGACGAGGAAAACAAGAGUGUGAAGAUCGUGGGAAACGAUGACAAUGAGUCGUCAUCGGUUGUUACCGAUGAGAAUUGCAGCAGCCUAGGUGAUGGUCAAGUGAAUUCUUGUUUUGUGCCACCAAUUUUUGAGACACCAAAUCCAUACAUGACCAAUAUCCCAUUUUUUACACCCAAUUCGGCUGAGUUUUUGUGCUCGAAUCAGCCCUUUUAUAAUUACACAGACUCUUUGUUUUUUACCCCCAACAUGAGGAGUUCUGUUUCAUCAUCUUCCAACUUGGAAGGGAUUAGAGAGUUUCGUGAGUACUAAGGUUUUUAGUUAUUUUAUUUCUUGAAAUGAGUUUUUUUCUUUUUUUUAAAACAAUAUUUCAUUUCUUUUUCAUGCCAAUAAGGUUCUAAUUUUGUGAGAUAGGACUUAGUUUUUUUCUGGGGUUUUGUUUUUUCAUUGAUAGCCAGAAUAAAAGGCAACGAAAAUGAAAUGAAGUUGUUUCUUUGUAAUUUUUUUCUUAGUUGGAAUGACUUUAU